Zea mays is the source of this 2262-nucleotide messenger RNA. RefSeq lists its product as uncharacterized. The coding region runs from base 65 to 2098 and encodes 677 amino acids. Gene Ontology annotation, biological process: protein phosphorylation. Gene Ontology annotation, molecular function: polysaccharide binding; protein kinase activity; ATP binding. NCBI's taxonomy places the organism in Eukaryota, Viridiplantae, Streptophyta, Magnoliopsida, Poales, Poaceae. The record is from RefSeq and is marked validated. The transcript has 4 exons.
CGGGCAGACAGACGCCAACCAGAACUAGAACCACCACCUAUCCUUUCCUUCCUCAGUCCUCACGAUGCAGACCACCGCCGUGGUGGCGGCGGCGCUGCUGCUCCUCCUCUCCGCCUUCCCGCGCUUAGGCUCAGCCACGGCCGCCGCCGCCGACACCAAUACCAACACCAACCAGACGACCAGCGGCGGCAACGGCACGGGCUGCGCGCCGGCGCGGUGCGGGGGGCUGACCAUCACGUACCCGUUCUCGCUCGUGGGCGCGCACCCAAUCUACUGCGGCUUCCCGGCCUUCCAGCUGACGUGCGACGCCGCCGCCAACCGCACGUACCUCAGCAGGACGUUCAGGGACCGCCUCUACCGCGUCCUCCACAUAUUCUACGGCAACAGCUCCCUGGUGAUGGCCGUCCAGGCCACCUUCGCCGGCGACGGCGGGUGCCGCGUGCCCGACUUCAACGUGUCCGCCAGCCUCGCGCUCCUGCCCGUCUACAUCAGCGCCGCCAACAGGAACCUCACCUUCGUCUACGGCUGCGACGUCCCUCCGCGGCUCCGGCUGCAGCCGGCGUGCGACAACACUACUAUGGGGGCGUACACCUCCGACGACGACACCACCGAGCCGCUCGGUUCGAUCAACUGCAGCAGCGUGAGCGUGCCGGUGCGCUGGAUCGAGCGCGGAACGGAGCCCGGUCGUCGGCUGAACUACUCGGAGCUGAUCGGGGAAGGGUUCCUGCUGGAGUGGCCGCCGAGGUCGACGGCGGAAUGCGACGAGUGCAAGGAGCGCGGCGGGGAGUGCAGAUUCCCCGAUAUUUCGUUCCAGUGCAUCUGCCGCGACGGGAGACCCUGCCGACGCUCUCGCGGCACUCUGGCUCUGGGAAUCAAAAUCGGCGCAGGAGCAGGAGCAGCCCUUCUGUUUCUGAUCAUACUGGGCGCUCUGUCUCUUCUCAUGCUACACAAACGAAGGAAGAGAAAACGAUCUGCGUCACUGGUCGGGCUCAUCCGUGAUGGGAAGGGGACGCCAUUGGCAUCGCUCAGGAAAGAGUUGAGCAUGACCGGGUCGCCGCGUACGCACAUCUUCACUUACGAAGAGCUCGACGAGGCCACCGACGGCUUCAGCGACGAACGCGAGCUCGGCGUCGGCGGCUUCGGCAGAGUCUACAAAGGGACGCUGCGGGACGGGAACGUGGUGGCGGUGAAGCGGCUGUACAAGAACAGCUACAAGAGCGUGGAGCAGUUCCAGAACGAGGUGGAGAUCCUGUCGCGGCUGCGCCACCCCAACCUGGUCACGCUCUACGGCUGCACCUCGCCGCGCAGCAGCCACGACCUGCUCCUCGUCUACGAGUACGUCCCAAACGGCACGCUCGCCGACCACCUCCACGGCGCGCGCGCCUCCUCGGCGACGGGGUCCGCCGCGCCGCCGCUCUCGUGGCCCGUCCGCCUCGGCAUCGCCGUGGAGACGGCCAGCGCGCUGGACUACCUCCACGCCGUGGAGCCGCACCAGGUGGUGCACCGCGACGUCAAGACCAACAACAUCCUCCUGGACGAGGCGUUCCACGUGAAGGUGGCCGACUUCGGGUUGUCCCGGCUGUUCCCGGCGCACGCCACGCAUGUGUCCACGGCGCCGCAGGGCACGCCCGGGUACGUCGACCCCAUGUACCACCAGUGCUACCAGCUCACCGACAAGAGCGACGUGUACAGCUUCGGCGUCGUGCUCGUGGAGCUCAUUUCCUCCAAACCCGCGGUGGACAUGAGCCGCGCCGGCGGCGACGUCAACCUGGCCAGCAUGGCCGUGCACAUGAUCCAGUGUUACGAGAUCGACCGCCUGGUAGACCCGCGGAUCGGGUACCGGACGGACGGCGGGACGAAGCGGGCGGUGGACCUCGUCGCCGAGAUGGCGUUCAGGUGCCUGCAGCCGGAGCAGGACGUGAGGCCGCCCAUCAGUGAGGUGUUGGGCGCGCUGAGAGAGGCGCAGAGGAUGGAGCAGGAUGGCUGCGCCAAGGCCAAGGAUGACAUGGGGUUGCUGAAGAAGAGCAGGGACGGCUCGCCGGACUCCGUCAUGUAUCAGUGGACGAGCCCAUCAACCACUACCCAUAACAGCAGUUGAGGGUUCAAAACGAAACACAGUAAACUGUGCAGUUUGUUCUGUCACUUAGGCCUUGUCAACAUGUACAGUGUCUAUUUUUGAUGAUCCAUUUAUGUAUAGUAAUAUAAUUUUAUAAGCUAACUGAUGGAUUUGGUUUCAUAUCAAAAUUUCAACAGAGCAAACAC